Bathycoccus prasinos is the source of this 2175-nucleotide messenger RNA. RefSeq lists its product with no specific name. The record is from RefSeq and is a predicted model, not a curated record. Gene Ontology annotation, molecular function: acid phosphatase activity. The transcript has a single exon. NCBI's taxonomy places the organism in Eukaryota, Viridiplantae, Chlorophyta, Mamiellophyceae, Mamiellales, Bathycoccaceae. The coding region runs from base 1 to 2175 and encodes 724 amino acids.
AUGCGUGGUGGUGUUUCUGGCUUUGAAACCGUGGACGAAAGCGUGGACGAAAUCAUCGUCGGAAGAAGGACGUCGUUCUAUUCGAGACCGGAAUACGCGUCAGCACCGGUCGAGUUGGAACCAACGCGAAGAAGAAUACAAAGAAGUGAAAGAAGACGUUUGAUCGCUUUUGCUGAUGAACGAGAAGAAGAUGAAACCCAUUUAAAACCAGAGCAAGUGCACUUGUCGAUAUCCGGAGACGAGGAAGUCACCGUCGUGUGGACGACGAGAGAGCCUUUAGAGGAAGACUUUGAAGUGAGAUACGCGUGCGCGAAGAGAAACUCUGAAGACGAAGAGGAGAAAGAUGUGAUUGACAGAGUGGUCUCUUCGAAGACGCAAACAACGUGGCAUAUAGGUAAAGUUUUCGAGUCGUCUUCGUACACGCAGCAGAUGUGUUUGGCGUCGGCGACGAGUUUAACCGCGCCGAGUAUGGGCGGGCCGAAAACGCCGGUGAAGAGAGACGUUUUAGCGAAGCUGGCGAAUACGUCGAGUUGGGCGGAUAGAGAUGCGUCGAAUUAUAACGUCGUGAAUAGUUUUAAAGACGUCGUGCCGGAUGCGUGGUUCACGAUGGAGAAACCGUGGGAAAAGACGGUGUGUUUGGGGUACGCAAACGCCAACGGCGGGUGGUAUCGAAGUCCGUUUAUACACAAAGCGAAGAUUAAAGAUUUCAAUAAGGAAAGAGGCUUUGAUGCGUGCGUGUAUGUGUUACCGCACGACGAGGAUGAGAAUGGAGAAACAAAGUACAGAUCGUUUAAGAAACGCGGCAGUAGUAAUACCAACGAAGGAGAAACAAUACUCUCCGUCAUGGGAGAUACCGGACAAACCGAAGUGACGAAGAAAGUUUUUCAGCACGUGAAAGACGUGGUGAAACCGCACGCAGUGAUUCAUACCGGUGAUGUAUCCUACGCCGAUGGUUUCGCGCCUAGAUGGGAUUCCUUUGCUGAGUUAUCUGAAGCGUUGUUUAGUUCGGUUCCAGUCGUCAUCGCGAGCGGGAAUCACGACGUCGUGAAUAACGGCGCAGAAUAUACGGCUUUUGAGAAACGCUACGAGACACCUUGGAGACGAAGUGCCUCGUAUUCCAAAAAUUUCUGGUCCUUCAACGUCGGUAAGGCGCACGUCGUGCACAUUGAUUCUUACUCUUCCGUCUCGACACAAAUGUUCGAUGGCGCCGUAGCUGAUACAUUUCAAACAUGGCUCGAGAACGAUUUAGCGCGAGUAAAUAGAAAACAGACGCCUUGGAUUAUCGCCGUCUUUCACGCGCCGUGGUAUAAUUCCAACUCUGCGCAUUACAAAGAGAAUGAACCGCAACGUCUGAAGUACGAACAGAUUUUAUACAAAUUUGGCGUCGAUGUUGCCUUGAAUGGGCACGUGCACAGUUACGAGCGUUCUUAUCCAGUAUAUAACAAUCAACGCGACGAGUGCGGCAUAACGCACAUAGUAGUCGGCGACGGAGGAAACUACGAAGGACCAUACGGCUCGAGCUGGAUGACUCCGCAACCGUCCUGGUCGGCAUUUCGCGAAGGUUCUUUCGGCGCGGGUUCUUUAAUCGUGCACAACGAUACGCACAUGAGUUGGAAAUGGGAAAGAAACGCGUGCGUUCAUCCAGAUGGCACCACAGAUUUGAAUCAUACGUACUGGUCGAUGCGCGAUGGCGAGUCGGCUUCGAGUUGUCGAACAGAUCAAGAUAAGAGCGAGAACCCUUAUGUAGCAGUUGAUAUGCACGUGUUCGUCAAGAAUGAAAACAAAUGCGAGACUAGGAAAAUGGGAACCGGGAUUGGUGGUGAAAAGUUGACGUUUACUGAGAUUGACGACGAGGAAGGGGGAGUCGCAUCAAGCAGUAACGACCAGUAUCGGAUUCAAUCGCUCACGGUCGCGCUCGCGUUAUCGCUCGUAUGUUUAGGAAGCACGUGCUACGCGCUAUGGAAAACAACGCAAGCAUUAAAGCGCGCCAGAUUUGCGGUCAGCGUACGCGCGGUACACAGGACAACAUUCGACGACGAGGAUGAAGAAGAAAAUGGAGUGGAACUGAAUGUGAGCAAUUCGUUUCACGCCGCUCAAGACGUCGACGAAGGCGACGAAGUGCUUCUUUUUCCAGGAGGGCAAAAUCGAAUUACGAGCAGUUCAAAUGUGAUGUGA